AUGCUCCAAGUAACUCCCGAAGGCCUCGUUCCAACAAUUAUUUAUAUACAACAACAGAUUGGCGGAGAACAGGCUCUUCGUGAGACGACCAUUGAAAGUCUAGGAAUUCGGGGCCCAGUUCUGUUUAAGCUAGACCAUAGACCACCACCGCCCCCGUCUAACAAGUCGGCUAAACUUACUGCUUCAGCCCAAUCUUCAGUUGCAACCGUUCCCACCUCCACCGCUAGUCAACUUACCUACAGUCAACACCUCCCUCAGGGCGAAUCUGCUUCCAUCAUAUUCCCUCCAGAGGCCGGUGGAAGCCUCAGCAAUGAACCCUUCUCCAUCUUCGGCACUCGUCCUGCUCGUUCCAUAUUUGACUCCAGCGCGCCUGCUCAACGCAAGUAUGAGAGGCCCUUAACUAUUGGAGAAUUGAUUGGAGUGAAUUUAGAACCCGAUGACGAAACGACCUCCCAGCGAGCUACAGUACCGGAACACCUCCGCAAUUUUAGGUUUCCAACUGAAACCGAGGGGCAGAAUUUGAUGGACACCGAUGAUACACCGGGGACUUCUAACUACGGGUGUUCUCCGUGUGAACGUGAGGACUUGAUCUUUCAGAGAAUCACCACAGAAACAAUCGACACUGGCCCAGAGCUGCCGGACGAAUUUUUCCAACUCACGGAGAACGAACUGCGCCGGAUUAUUGCCGACCUUCGGAAAGCUGCGGGUACAGAUGCUGUUCUUGGCGAACAAAACAUCCAGAGUGCUGCGAGGAGGCGACUCUACUCACGUUACCCUCGGUGUAUCAUCAAGUUCAUCUGGUCCGACGAUGUUGUUCUCCAGGCGUGCUUCAAACCACUGGAAAAUGUAUCAGCUCUCUACGAAUUUAUUCGGGACCGGCUUGCUGACACAUCGGUCGACUUUCAGCUGUGUAUGUUUCCAACACAUUUGGGUUUUCUUAGUUUUCUUGAAUUUUAUCGCAAACUUGUCUUCUUUCUUCUUACUACAGUCACAACCCCUCCAAGAGUCAACCUCUCUAAUAUGUCCCACUCUCUCAUAGAGGCGCAGCUUUUUCCCAUGGCUAUCGUUCAUAUGACAACGCGCAACGGGUCUCCCAAGGCUCGAGACAUACUGCGUCCCGACGUUCUUGAAGCCAUUAACACCAAGUCUGCAGCCCAAGCCAAUGAAAUAACAUCAAAAUGGAACUUUGCCACAAUUCUUCGUAUUUUCUCCGUGCUUCCGUGGUCCAUAUUGGUGUUGAUCAACCCCAUUGAUAUAGUUUGA
Mesocestoides corti is the source of this 1263-nucleotide messenger RNA. Lineage: Eukaryota; Metazoa; Platyhelminthes; Cestoda; Cyclophyllidea; Mesocestoididae. The record is from the annotation of a GenBank genome assembly.